Messenger RNA from Micropterus dolomieu (smallmouth bass), 7542 nucleotides. It is a transcript of the gene ptprk, whose product is annotated as protein tyrosine phosphatase receptor type K. Gene Ontology annotation, cellular component: membrane. NCBI's taxonomy places the organism in Eukaryota, Metazoa, Chordata, Actinopteri, Centrarchiformes, Centrarchidae. Gene Ontology annotation, molecular function: protein tyrosine phosphatase activity; protein binding. Gene Ontology annotation, biological process: protein dephosphorylation. The transcript is spliced from 38 exons. The coding region runs from base 223 to 4590 and encodes 1455 amino acids. The record is from RefSeq and is a predicted model, not a curated record.
AAACAAAGUGUGGUGUCCGCAGAGCCCCGUAGGAAGCGAAAAGAGAGAAACCGGAGGAAGGAGAGAAUGGGGCGACUGAAUCCACAACAGGAGGAAUAAAAACCAACUAAAGAAAGAAAUAAAGAAGAGCGAAGACAGAGGAGAGGACGGAGAAACUCGCAGGAAAAAACUUUCCGGAGGGGAAAACUGUUACGGACUCAACACACGGCCACGUUUGAAAACAUGGAUACACUUUUCUCUGUAUUCCUGGGACUCCUGUUUCUCUUUUCGACAGUUGGGAACGUCUCCGGCCAAAUACCGACAGGGAGCUGUACGUUUGAUGAGGGCUUCUCUCAAUGUGAUUACCAGCAGGAUCCCUAUGAUGACUUUGACUGGACGCACAUCAACACACAGGAAGUGCCCUACGUCUCACCAGACCUGCCACAAGGUUCCUACAUGUACGUAGACGUCUCUCAGUAUGAUGUUGGGGAGAAGGCCAGGUUUCAGCUGCCGGUCAUGAAGGAGAACGACACUCACUGCAUCGACUUCAACUAUCUCCUCACCAGCCCUGACGGCUCCAGCCCUGGCACCCUCAACGUCCUGGUGAAGGUUAACAAGGGUCCCUUGGCCAACCCUAUAUGGAACGUGACGUCCUACACUGGGAAAGAGUGGCUGAGAGCCGAACUCGCCGUCUCCACAUUUUGGCCUAAUGAAUAUCAGGUCAUAUUUGAAGCAGAGGUUUCGGACAGCAAAGCCGGCUUCAUCGCCAUUGACGACAUUCAGGUGCUCAGCUACCCGUGCGAUAAAUCCCCUCACUUCCUGCGUCUUGGAGAUGUGGAGGUGAACGCCGGUCAAAACGCCACAUUUCAGUGUAUUGCUACAGGACGAGACACAUCGAACAAUAAACUCUGGCUACAGAGGAGAAACGGAGAAGAUAUUCCUGUGGCUCAGACCAAAAACAUCAACCACAGACGGUUCGCCGCCUCCUUCCACCUCAAAGAAGUCACUAAUCAGGAUCAAGAUCUGUACCGCUGCGUCACCCAAUCAGAGCGUGGCUCUGGGGUGUCUAACUUUGCGGGUCUCAUUGUCAGAGAGCCUCCGCACCCCAUCGCCCCACCCCAGCUGCUCGGUGUCGGCCCUACAUAUCUGCUUAUUCAGCUGAACGCUAACUCCAUAUUUGGAGAUGGACCUAUUAUACUGAAAGAGGUUGAGUACCGUAUGACAUCAGGCAGCUGGACAGAGACUCACGCUGUGAACUCUCCCAACUAUAAGUUAUGGCAUCUUGACCCAGACACAGAGUACGAGAUCAGAGUGUUGCUAACCAGACCAGGAGAGGGAGGGACAGGCAAAUCUGGACCACCACUCAUUACCCGGACCAAAUGUGCAGAACCUAUGCGGACUCCUAAGAGGCUAAAGAUUGCUGAAACCAGGUCUCGUCUGAUAGCGGUGGACUGGGAAUCGUUGGGUUACAACAUCACUCGCUGUCACACCUUUAACGUCACCAUCUGCUACCAUUAUAUGACUGCCAACAACCGUAGCAAAGCUGACUGCUUGGACAUGGACCCCAAAGCACCACGCCACCUGGUGGGGAACCUGCCACCCUACACCAAUGUCAGUCUGAAGAUGAUUCUGACUAAUCCCGAGGGACGUAAAGAAAGUGAUGAGACCAUCAUACAAACUGACGAAGAUGUUCCAGGCGCAGUUCCCAGUCAGUCACUAAGAGCCACUCCAUUUGAAGACAGAAUCCUUCUUUACUGGAAGGAACCGAGUGAACCAAAUGGAGUCAUCAUACAAUAUGAGAUCAGCUACAGUGGUGUGCGUUCAUUUGACCCUUCAGUGCCUCUCCAGCGGCCGGGACUCACGGUGUCUCUGCCCUCAAACGCCACACAUCACCUGUUUUCCCAGCUCCACCCCGGUGUCACGUACCAACUCUCUAUACGCGCAUCCACCUCCAAAGGGUUUGGACCCGCAACCACCCUCAAUGUGACUACUAAUAUUUCAGCCCCGACAAUAGAUGAGUACGACGGGUCAGAGGCCUUUCUGAAUGAAACGGCAACAACCAUCACUGUCCUGCUCAAACCUGCCCAGGCCAAAGGAGCACCUAUAAGUGCGUACCAGAUUGUAGUUGAGGAAGUGAAUCCUCAGCGGACUCGUCGUCAGGCUUCCUCUGACUGUUACGAGGUCCCAGUUUCCUACCACAGCGCAUCUAGUGGUGGAUCUCCAUAUUAUUAUGCCGCCCAGCUGUCCCCCAGCAACCUGCCUGAGCCGCUCCCCUUCACUGUGGGAGACAACAAGACAUAUCAGGGUUUCUGGAAUCCUCCACUGGCUCCAAGAAAGAACUAUAACAUCUACCUUCAAGCUGUGAGCAGCACAGAGAGGGAAACUAAGACACAAUGUCUGAGGCUGGCUACUAAAGGUGCUACAGAGGAGCCAGAAGUCAUCCCUGACCCCGCCAAGCAGACGGAUCGGGUGGUGAAGAUCGCUGGGAUCAGUGCCGGUGUUCUCGUCUUUAUACUGCUGGUGUUGGUAGCCAUCCUAUUGGUGAAGAAGAGGAAACUGGCUAAAAAACGUAAAGACGCCAUCGGAACAACGCGGCAGGAAAUGACUCACAUGGUGAAUGCCAUGGAUCGCAGCUAUGCUGACCAGAGCACUCUGCAUGCAGAGGAUCCUAUGGCUGUGACUUUCAUGGACUCUCACAACUACAACAACAGAUUGCCCAACGAUCCUCUGGUUCCCACUGCUGUGCUAGAUGAGAACCACAGCGCCUCUGCAGCAGAGAACAGCAGGCUUCUGGAUGUUCCUCGAUAUCACUGCGAAGGAACUGAAUCUCCUUAUCAGACAGGACAGCUCCACCCUGCCAUCAGAGUGGCCGACCUUCUGCAGCACAUCAACCUAAUGAAAACAUCUGACAGCUACGGCUUUAAGGAGGAAUAUGAAUUGGUGAUACAGAGCUUCUUCGAGGGCCAGUCGGCCUCCUGGGACGUGGCCAAGAAGGAGCAGAACCGCACCAAGAACCGCUAUGGGAACAUUAUAGCAUAUGACCAUUCAAGGGUUAUUCUCCAGCCCAUUGAAGAUGACCCCUCCUCCGACUACAUCAACGCCAACUACAUCGAUAUUUGGCUGUACAGGGAUGGCUACCAGAGACCAAGUCACUACAUUGCUACUCAGGGUCCUGUUCAUGAGACAGUGUAUGACUUCUGGAGGAUGGUGUGGCAGGAACAGUCAGCCUGCAUCGUCAUGGUGACCAAUCUGGUGGAAGUUGGAAGGGUUAAGUGCUAUAAGUAUUGGCCAGAUGAUGCCGAGGUGUACGGAGACUUCAAGGUGACUUUUGUGGAGGUCGAACCUCUUGCUGAAUAUGUGGUUCGCACAUUUACACUGGAGAGGCGUGGUUUCAACGAGGUGCGAGAAGUCAAGCAGUUCCAUUUCACAGGCUGGCCUGAUCACGGAGUUCCAUAUCACGCCACAGGACUACUUUCCUUCAUCCGCAGAGUUAAAAUCUCCAAUCCACCUUCUGCUGGACCAAUUGUGGUCCACUGCAGUGCUGGAGCAGGGCGUACAGGCUGUUUCAUAGUCAUUGACAUCAUGUUGGACAUGGCGGAGAGAGAAGGAGUGGUCGACAUCUACAACUGUGUGAAGGCUCUUCGCUCCAGGAGGAUCAACAUGGUACAGACUGAGGAGCAGUAUAUAUUCAUUCAUGAUGCCAUACUAGAGGCUUGUCUAUGUGGAGAAACAGCCAUACCAGUCUGCGAGUUCAAAGCUGCGUUUUAUGAGCUGAUCCGUAUCGACUCGCAGACCAACUCGUCACAUCUGAAGGACGAGUUCCAGACGUUAAACUCGGUGACUCCUCAGCCUCAGCCUGAAGACUGCAGUAUUGCAUUGUUGCCUAGAAACCAAGAUAAGAACCGCUUUAUGGAUGGCCUUCCUCCUGAUAGAUGCCUUCCCUUCCUCAUUACAAUAGACGGAGAAAGCAGCAACUACAUCAAUGCUGCUCUGAUGGAUAGCUACAGGCAGCCUGCUGCAUUCAUCGUUACCCAGCAUCCUUUGCCUAACACUGUCAAAGAUUUUUGGCGUCUGGUUUACGACUACGGAUGUACCAGUUUGGUGAUGCUGAAUGAGAUUGACCUGGCUCAGGGUUGUCCCCAGUACUGGCCAGAGGAGGGCAUGUUGCGUUAUGGUCCUGUCCAGGUGGAAUGUAUGUCCUGCUCAAUGGAUUGUGAUGUUAUCAGUAGACUCUUCAGAGUCUGCAACCUCACCAGGCCUCAGGAAGGCUACCUGAUGGUUCGUCAGUUCCAGUACCUGGGGUGGGCGGGACAUAGAGAAGUCCCCGCCUCCAAACGCUCCUUCCUCAAACUUAUCCUGCAGGUCGACCAGUGGCAGCGCGAGGGAGAGGAAGGAGAGGGAAGAACCAUCGUGCACUGCCUAAAUGGAGGUGGGCGUAGCGGAGUUUUCUGUGCCAGCAGCAUCGUGUGCGAGAUGGCCAAGAGACAGAGUGUGGUUGAUGUCUUUCACGCCGUAAAGACCUUGAGGAACAGCAAACCCAACAUGGUGGAUACUCCGGAACAGUAUCGGUUCUGCUACGACCUGUCACUGGAGUUCAUCGAGUCCUCCUAAACAAAGGAGAGAAGAGGAGGAGGUGAACAUCUUUUCACUUCCCGUGUGUUUGAUCCUUUUGCUUUUCGCCUGGUCCCGACUCCCCUCUGUGGUGGCCGUCCUGUAGCACCCAUUUUGCGUCAGUACAAAUGGCACAAGUGAAAUUGGCUCCUUGCACAGUGUUGUAAAGCAUCCAAACAAAGGGAAGAGUUCAGACUUUUAACAGAAGGAGCUGCUGGGAGUGCAACAGAGGGAGAGAUGUUGCUCCUUAUACUCCUUUACGCUUAUUGUACAGCUUUUUGAGUGCCAGCGGGCCCCUGUAUGUUUUGGACCCCAUUUAAAUGUUUAAUGUCUCACCACAACCCCUCGCCCCCACCCUUCCCCUCCCCUCCCAUGGACUUUUCAUCUGCAGUACUCAGUGUGCACUGUAGAUGUCUCCCUCCUCCCUUGCAAGCGGCAAACACAGCUUUCGAAUAACUGCAAGUUUUCAGUGGCCCCACAUUCCUGCUCUCAUGCUAAUUUCUGAGUAACUUAACAGUGUUGGUUGGGUAUCUCAUCAUGGUGAUGUUUGAAUAUUUGAGCCAGUACUUUUGUACAAAAACAAGUUACUUAAAGUUACAGCCUGGCCAAACUCUGUGAAAGCUUCUGUUUUCUACUUCAUACAUCAGCAGCAUCUUCAUGUUACUUUUCUGGUCAUUUCAGUCAGUUAAGUGCUUAAUUGCCCCUUUGAACCCAUUUUAUAUUGGUGGAUUGUCAGACAACAGAAUACAUAAACAGAAAUUAAAAUAUAAGUUUGCCAAUUAGACAAAGCACCAUUAAAGAAAGACUGACAAUGAAACAAAAACAGAAAGUUUACACAGGGAGUAUUAAGCUUUUAGAUUUUUUUUUUUUUAUGAUAUCAUGAAGUGUCAACUUGAAAAAUGUGUAGGAUUAUCACUCAAAUGUAUACGUUGAAAGAAAAGUGAUACAUGUAAUUGUUUAUGUUUUCUGCAGCCAUUAUCAGCUGCAGAGUAGUUUCUUUCCGACUGCUUUUGUUGCGGCAUUUACUGAUUUACCGGACAAAAAUUUUGAAGUGUCCUUUGUACCCCAAAUUGUAAAAGAAAAAAAAUUUAACACUUGAGAUUUUGUUCAACCAUGUUACAUUAGCAUAAUCGUGUUUGUUUCAGGGCUGGGCCCAAUGCACUUUCAAUUCUGCCAAUACACAAAUGGGAUAUUUUAUCUCAAAACUCAAAUAUGAAUAGAGAUUUGGCUCAUUUACUCUUAGAAAAGGCUGAGAGUAGAUCCUCUUCAAUGAACAGGUGACGGUUUUCAUUUAUGGCUUGAAUGGAAUUGGAAGUGAACUGACCCCAGGCCUCAUUUGUUUUGUGCACUGGUGGCCAACACUUUUUUGUUUGUUUGUUUUUAUUAUUAUUUUGUAGCUGAUGUUUAUUCAUAAGCCAAAGACUUUGUGUAAAUAUGUCUAUAUGGAUAAAGCACAUUGUUUGUAUUUAUUGUUUGUUUACUUGCAUUGCUUGUAAGAACAAUCAUUCUUCAUUCCACGUUUACUCUACCACCAGCGUUUCUUAAACUCAGGGGUCGGGACACAGAAUGGGCUGCAAGUCUCUUUCCUCUGGAGUACUGAGAGAAGUAGUAUGACCUAAUGAGCCCACAGUGGGUCCAGAGGUAAGAGGCUCCAUCUGCUCAAUUUGGAUCCAUGAAGAAAAGUUUAAGAACCCCUGAUAGAAGCUGUAUAUUAAAGCAUUAGAUGUAGUUUUUCAGUAUUUAGGUGGAAUUCAGUAGUAUUGUCUUGUUUUCACUUAAUGAAACUCUCUGUGAUGUUACUGUGGUUUAUUUGUGUAAAAGCCCCAUUGCUCUGUUUGUGGUCAGUAGAACAUCAGUGCAUUUUUAUGCACAGAGUAUUUUGGAUAAUAGCUCCUAUCCCUCUUAACGUCUUAGUUGGGAUAAGCUGUUUAUCUUCAUCCUGCUCACCAUUAUCCCAGAAUACGCACGGACUCAGUGAUGCAAACGGGCUUAGUGAGUGAAACACGCAGGACUGUGAAACAAAAAACAUUUAAUGUGCCUAAUCAUUUGAAUUUCCUUGCAUUUUAACAGCAUCUUUGACCGCAAAUCUUUACUGAAUGCGUUCUCAUGGACGAUCAAAGGUUUGAAUACCUUUUGGUCCAUGAUUCAACAUGUUUUAUUAAUCAGAAUGCUUCAUGAAUUCUUUGUGAGGCUUUACAGGCUUGCCGAACAUCAGAUGUGUUUCUGUUGUGCACAAACUGAUUCAGAAAAAAAUUAAAACAACUUUAAUGUAAAUAAAAUAAAAAAUAGUAGCCCAGGUCUACCAUUAAGGAUGUUAUUGUAAAUAGACUAUCAUGAGUACUCUAAAAGGCUCUAUUGUAGAGAUUCAGAUGAUGGAUGCAAUGUCAGAACAUUAGUUCUGUUGUAGAUAAAAAAACAAAGUCAGAGAUUGUACUCCUGGGGGAUUCGGCUUCAAAUUUUGACAGAUGUUGUUUAAAAAGCAUUAUAGUUUCCACUGAAUACAGAACUGUAUUCUGUUGGUGGAAAAUUAAGUUUCUUUUUUUUUCUCUGGAUUUCUGGUCUGACCCUAAGACGGGAGAGAAAAUUCAGAGGCCGUAACGCUAUGAUAAUACAGCUGUAUAUCUUCGUUGAUGAUGGUGUUUACCAGUUGGACAAAACUGUAGGCCAUCUCUAUGGCAUGCAAAGAGAGAAAGAUGAAGCAGUCAAUGAUAAGGGUGUUAAGAAUGUUACCUAGACACAUUAAGGGAACACUAAGGAGCAAAUCCUGGUAAAAUGCCCAUAAUUCCUCCUUCAUAAAUCUGAAGUAAUGGCUACCCUAAAGAGUAGUGAAUGAAGCAGGGAUCUGGAUGAGAGGCCAGUCUGAUUAUAGAAUUGAUAUUCAUGGUUCAUAAUUAUUCUUGUCUGUAAUGUUUGGCUUCUUUGCUGUAAUAAAGACCACUUCUUUAAUUAAAA